UGUACUAACAGAAGAAGUUUGUAGUCUCAAGGAAUCUCAAUUAAAAAACGAAUCAUCAACUCUUCAUAAGUCAUCAGCCUUAGCUCCAAAGGAUCAAAUACAAAGAGAUGCCUCACUCAUGCUAAAACUGGAAACUGAAAAAAAGAACGACGUCAGAAAGGACGAGUUUAAGGAGAAUUGUGAAACCUUGAUGAAUGAAAGUAGAUUUCAUAGUAACAAAAUUUCUGAAACUGACGAGAAAUUAACAAAAAAAGAAAUUAAAGGACAUAUUCAGCUUAAAAAUAAAAAUGAAGCAGACAAACACAUUCUUCAUGUUUACGAUAAACCUUAG
Funneliformis mosseae is the source of this 331-nucleotide messenger RNA. The record is from the annotation of a GenBank genome assembly. Lineage: Eukaryota; Fungi; Glomeromycota; Glomeromycetes; Glomerales; Glomeraceae.